UAUUUAUGCUAACCUUGUUCUAUUUUUUUCCAUUUUAUUUUUGUUAAAUAGCGUUGUUUCCAUGCUUCAGGUUCCUCUAUGAUGAAAAAAGAUCCUUAUGAAGUACUGGGUGUCAAGAAAUCAGCAAGUGCCGGGGAAAUCAAGAAAGCUUAUUAUGCUCUGGCUAAAAAAUACCAUCCAGAUACCAAUAAGGAAAAGGAUUCUCGCGAAAAAUUUGUACAAAUUCAAGAAGCCUAUGAAAUCCUGUCGGAUGAACAAAAACGUCAACAAUAUGAUCAAUUUGGACAUGGUUUUGAAGGUGGAGGUCCUGGUGGAUUUCCUGGAGGCGGUGCUGGCGGUGCCUAUCCUGGUGGAUUUGAUCCCAAUGAUAUCUUUAGUCAAUUUUUUGGUGGUGGAUUCCGUGGUGCUGCUGGUGGAUUCGGUGGUCAGGCAGGUGGAGAUCCUUUCCGAAAUGUUCGUGGUGAUGAUCUUCAGACACCAUUGACUCUAUCAUUUAUGGAAGCAGUAAAAGGUGCAACCAAGUUCGUCCAAAUCAACCGGGUGACGAAUUGUUCAACAUGUCAUGGAAGUGGAUUGAAGACUGGAAAACAAAAGAGUACUUGUAGCGUUUGUCAAGGAUCAGGUGUACAAACAAUUUCCAUGGGUGGAUUCCAUAUGCAAACCACUUGUCAAGCUUGUGGUGGAGCUGGAUCAGCUAUUCCUCCAGGAUCAGCAUGUUCUCCUUGUAGUGGUGUUGGAAAAGUACGGGAACGAAAAACGGUGGAAGUCCAUGUUCCUCCUGGCGUAGAUCACAAUUCUCGUAUUCGUGUAUCUGGUGAAGGUGAUGCUCCUCUAAAAGGUCAAGGUCCAAAUGGCGAUUUAUUUGUAUCUCUCAACGUAUUGCCUUCCAAGAUCUUCCGUCGUAGUGAUUAUGAUAUUCUUUUGGAUGCCAAGAUUCCCUUCCAUAAAGCUCUUCUAGGUGGCAAGAUUCGUAUCCCUACUGUGGAUGGUGAUGUAGAACUUCGUAUUCCUUCUGGAUCUCAACCUGGUGACAACAUCGCUAUGCGUGGUCGUGGUAUUCAAAAACUUCGAAGUACAGCUCAUGGUGAUCAAAUUGUCACAUUGAAAAUUGAAUUACCAAGGUAUUAUAUAUAAAGAUCAUGAAAGGCAAAGAAGGUUGAUUAUAUUAUUUUUUAUUUAUUUAUUUAUUUAUUUAGAUCAUUACGUGGUGAAGCUCGUGAAAUCAUU
Messenger RNA from Halteromyces radiatus, 1227 nucleotides. RefSeq names its product DnaJ domain-containing protein. Lineage: Eukaryota; Fungi; Mucoromycota; Mucoromycetes; Mucorales; Cunninghamellaceae. Gene Ontology annotation, cellular component: cytoplasm. The record is from RefSeq and is a predicted model, not a curated record. The transcript is spliced from 6 exons. Gene Ontology annotation, biological process: response to heat; protein refolding. Gene Ontology annotation, molecular function: ATP binding; heat shock protein binding. Bases 79 to 1134 code for a protein of 351 amino acids.